AACUGCUGUCACAGCAGGUGCUGUCCACAACAGCAGCUACAGAACAGCAGAGGUUACAGCCAGCAGCGGACCCGGAAUAAUUUCAGUGUCUAAGCAGAGACGUCGUGUCACUGCACGCCACUAUGGGGGCGCGUUCCCCACUUGUCGCUUUACUCUGCAAUUACCGAGAUAUCCUAUUUCUUUUGGUCCUUCUCACCUCCAGCGUCUACGCUAACAAGAAAGUCUAUGAAGAUGACGUGGUGUUCUACAAGAAAACUGAUGACGGAGAGCUACUUCGAUGUGUGGCUCGACUUCGGUUUUCGGUGUCUCCCGAGGCGUCUGGAUCCCUAACUGGGCUGAAAUGUAAUCCAGCUACCAGGGACUUAUGGAAGAAUGACAUAAUAAGCAGGAUGGGUGCUAGUUCAUCUGUAGAUGCAUCCGGGUUUACAUGCAAAGAUGUGUAUCCAGCCCCGUGGUGGCCUCAGAGCUGGGACGAUAAAAUUGCUAACUGCCGAAAGUUAGACGUCUCUUCUUCAUCAUCCUCUUCGUUUUCGAGCAGUUUUGCCUCAUUCGCCUCCAGUUCGUCUGUUUCAUCACCCAGCAGCUCUGGUUCAAAGUUGACCCAAAGUGCAGGCAGCUCUUCUUCAAGUACCAUCAGCUCCCCCCUGGACUGUCUCUGCGAGGAGAGUUCAAGCUCAUCAAGUCUGAGCAGUUCACCAAGUGCAAGCAGCUCUCCAGGUGCAAGCAGCUCACCAAGUGCAAGCAGCUCACCAAGUGCAAGCAGCUCACCGAGUGCAAGCAGCUCACCGAGUGCAAGCAGCUCACCGAGUGCAAGCAGCUCACCAAGUGCAAGCAGCUCACCAAGUGCAAGCAGCUCUCUAGGUGCGAUAAGCUCAAGUGCAACAAGCAGCUCACCAAGUGCAAGCAGCUCACCAAGUGCAAGCAGCUCACCAAGUGCAAGCAGCUCACCGAGUGCAAGCAGUUCACCGAGUGCAAGCAGCUCUCUAGGUGCGAUAAGCUCAAGUGCAACAAGCAGCUCACCAAGUGUAAGCAGCUCACCAAGUGCAAGCAGCUCACCGAGUGCAAGUAGCUCACCGAGUGCAAGCAGCUCACCAAGUGCAAGCAGCUCACCAAGUGCAAGCAGCUCACCAAGUGCAAGCAGCUGUUCAAGUCUGAGUAGCUCAUCAUCAGUAUCAUCCUCCAAUUCCCAACAUGCGCCAAGUUCAAGCAGUUCGACCAUAUCUACAAGCAGCAGCAACUCCCUCGACUGUCUGUGUAUCGGUGAGCCAAGUUCAAGCUUAAGUUCGUCAAGCUUAGGAGGUCCAUCAAGAAGUUCAAGCAGCUCGUCAAGCUUCUCAUCUCAAAGUAGCAGCAGCUCGUCAAGCUUCUCAUCUCCAAGUAGCAGCAGCUCGUUAAGCUUCUCAUCUCCAAGUAGCAGCAGUUCGUCAAGCUUCUCAUCUCCAAGUAGCAGCAGCUCGUCAAGCUUUUCAUCUCCAAGUAGCAGCAGCUCGUUAAGCUUUUCAUCUCCAAGUAGCAGCAGUUCGUCAAGCUUCUCAUCUCCAACUAGCAGCAGCUCGUCAAACUUCUCUCCAAGUAGCAGCAGCUCGUCAAGCUUUUCAUCUCCAAGCAGCAGCAGCUCGUCAAGCUUCGCAUCUCUAAGUAGCAGCAGCUCGUCAAGCUUACAGGGUCCAUCAAGUAGUUCAAGCACCUCGUCAAGCUUUUCAUCUCCAAGUAGCAGCAGCUCGUCAAGCUUCUCAUCUCCAAGUAGCAGCAUCUCGUCAAGCUUAGGAAGUCCAUCAAGUAGUUCAAGCAGAUCAUCAAGCUUUACAUCUACAAGUUGCAGCAGCUCGUCAAGCUCUUCAUCUUCAAGUAGUAGCAGCACGUCAAGCUUCUCUCCAAGUAGCAGCAGCUCGUCAAGCUUUUCAUCUCCAAGUAGCAGCAGCUCGUCAAGCUUCGCAUCUUCAAGUAGCAGCAGCUCGUCAAGCUUACAAGGUCCAUCAAGUAUUUCAAGCACCUCGUCAAGCUUUUCAUCUCCAAAUAGCAGCAGCUCGUCAAGCUUCUCAUCACCAAGUAGCAGCAUCUCGUCAAGCAUAGGAAAUCCAUCAAGUAGUUCAAGGAGCUCGUCAAGCUUCUCAUCUUCAAGAAGCAGCAGCUCGUCAAGCUUCUCAUCUCCAAGUAGCAGCAGCUCGUCAAGCUUCUCAUCUCCAAAUAGCAGCAGCUCGUCAAGCUUCUCUUCUCCUAGUAGCUGCAGCACUUCAAGCUUACCAGGUCAAUCAUGCAGUUCUAGCAGUUCGUCAAGCUUUUCAUCUACAAGUAGCAGCAGCUCGUCAAGCUUCUCAUCUCCAAGUAGCAGCAGCUCGUCAAACUUCCGAGGUCCAUCAUGUAGUUCAAGCAGCUCGUCAAGCUUUUCAUCUACAAGUAGCAGUUGCUCGUCAAGCUUCUCAUCUCCAAGUAGCAGCAGCUCGUCAAGCUUCUCAUCUCCAAGUAGCAGCAGCUCGUCGAGCUUAGGUGGUCCAUCAAGUAGUUCAAGCACCUCGUCAAGCUUUUCUUCUCCAAGUAGCAGCAGCUCGUCAAGCUUGCAAGUUCCAUCAAGUAGUUCAAGCACCUCGUCAAGCUGUUCAUCUCCAAGUAGCAGCAGCUCGUCAAGCUUCUCAUCUCCAAGUAGCAGCAGCUCGUCAAGCUUAGGAGGUUCAUCAAGUAGUUCAAGCACCUCGUCAAGCUUUUCUUCUCCAAGUAGCAGCAGCUCGUCAAGCUUAGGAGGUUCAUCAAGUAGUUCAAGCACCUCGUCAAGCUUUUCUUCUCCAAGUAGCAGCAGCUCGUCAAGCUUGCAAGUUCCAUCAAGUAGUUCAAGCACCUCGUCAAGCUGUUCAUCUCCAAGUAGCAGCAGCUCGUCAAGCUUCUCAUCUCCAAGUAGCAGCAGCUCGUCAAGCUUAGGAGGUUCAUCAAGUAGUUCAAGCACCUCGUCAAGCUUUUCUUCUCCAAGUAGCAGCAGCUCGUCAAGCUUAGGAGGUUCAUCAAGUAGUUCAAGCACCUCGUCAAGCUUUUCUUCUCCAAGUAGCAGCAGCUCUUCAAGCUUACAAAGUCCAUCACGUAGUUCAAGCACCUCGUCAAGCUUUUCAUCUCCAAGUAGCAUCAGCUCGUCAAGCUUCUCAUCUCCAAGUAGCAGCAGCUCGUCAAGCUUCUCAUCUCCAAGUAGCAGCAGCUCGUCAAGCUUAGGAGAUUCAUCAAGUAGUUCAAGCACCUCGUCAAGCUUUUCUUCUCCAAGUAACAGCAGCUCGUCAAGCUUGCAAGUUCCAUCAAGUAGUUCAAGCACCUCGUCAAGCUGUUCAUCUCCAAGUAGCAGCAGCUCGUCAAGCUUCUCAUCUCCAAGUAGCAGCAGCUCGUCAAGCUUCUCAUCACCAAGUAGCAGCAUCUCGUCAAGCAUAGGAAAUCCAUCAAGUAGUUCAAGGAGCUCGUCAAGCUUCUCAUCUUCAAGAAGCAGCAGCUCGUCAAGCUUCUCAUCUCCAAGUAGCAGCAGCUCAUUAAGCUUCUCAUCUCCAAAUAGCAGCAGCUCAUUAAAGCUUCUCUUCUCUAGUAGCUGCAGCACUUGCAGCACUUCAAGCUUACCAGAAGCAGCAGCUCGUCAAGCUUCUCAUCUCCAAGUAGCAGCAGCUCGUCAAGCUUCUCAUCUCCAAAUAGCAGCAGCUCGUCAAGCUUCUCUUCUCCUAGUAGCUGCAGCACUUCAAGCUUACCAGGUCAAUCAUGCAGUUCUAGCAGUUCGUCAAGCUUUUCAUCUACAAGUAGCAGCAGCUCGUCAAGCUUCUCAUCUCCAAGUAGCAGCAGCUCGUCAAACUUCCGAGGUCCAUCAUGUAGUUCAAGCAGCUCGUCAAGCUUUUCAUCUACAAGUAGCAGUUGCUCGUCAAGCUUCUCAUCUCCAAGUAGCAGCAGCUCGUCAAGCUUCUCAUCUCCAAGAGGUUAUCCAAGUAGUUCAGCACCUCGUCAAAGCUUUUCUUCUCCAAGUAGCAACAGCUCGUCAAGCUUACCAAGUUCCAUCACGUAGUUUCAGCACCUCGUCAAGCUGUUCAUCUCCAAGUAGCAGCAGCUCAUCAAAGCUACUCAUCUCCAAGUAGCAGCAGCUCGUCAAGCAAGGAGGUUCAUCAAGUAGUUCAAGCACCUCGUCAAGCUUUUCUUCUCCAAGUAGCAGCAGCUCGUCAAGCUUAGGAGGUUCAUCAAGUAGUUCAAGCACCUCUUCAAGUUUUUCUUCUCCAAGUAGCAGCAGCUCGUCAAGCUUACAAGGUCCAUCACGUAGUUCAAGCACCUCGUCAAGCUUUUCAUCUCCAAGUAGCAGCAGCUCGUCAAGCUUUUCAUCUCCAAGUAGCAGCAUCUCGUCAAGCUUAGGAAGUCCAUCAAGUAGUUCAAGCAGCUCAUCAAGCUUUUCAUCUACAAGUUGUAGCAGCUCGUCAAGCUUCUCAUCUCCAAGUAGCAGCAGCUCGUCAAGCUUCUCAUCUCCAAGUAGCAGCAGCUCGUCAAGCUUACAAGGUCCAUCAAUUAGUUCAAGCACCUCGUCAAGCUUUUCUUCUCCAAGUAGCAGCAGCUCGUCAAGGUUUUCAUCUUCACGUAGUAGCAGCUCGUCAAGCUUCUCUGCAAGUAGCAGCAGCUCGUCAAGCUUUUCAUCGCCAAGUAGCACCAGCUCGUCAAGCUUCUCAUCUCCAAGUAGCAGCAGCUCGUCGAGCUUAGGUGGUCCAUCAAGUAGUUCAAGCACCCCGUCAAGCUUCUCAUCUACAAGUAGCAGCAGCUUGUCAAGCUUUUCAUCUCCAAGUAGCAUAAGCUCGUCAAGCUUCUCAUCUCCAAGCAGCAGUAGCUCGUCAAGCUUCUCAUCUCCAAGUAUCAGUAUCUCGUCAAGCUUACAAGUUCCAUCAAGUAGUUCAAGCACCUCGUCAAGCUUUUCAUCUCCAAGUAGCAGCAGCUCGUCAAGCUUCUCAUCUCCAAGUAGCAGCAGCUCGUCAAGCUUCUCAUCUCCAAGUAGCAGCAGCUCGUCAAGCUUAGGAAGUCCAUCAAGUAGUUCAAGCAGCUCAUCAAGCUUUUCAUCUACAAGUAGCAGCAGCUCGUCAAGCUUCUCAUCUCCAAGUAGCAGCAGCUUGUCAAGCUUAGGAAGUCCAUCAAGUUGUUCAAGCACCUCGUCAAGCUUUUCAUCUCCAAGUAGCAGCAGCUCGUCAAGCUUCUCAUCUCCAAGUAGCAGUAGCUCGUCAAGCUUCUCAUCUCCAAGUAGCAGCAGCUCGUCAAGUUUCUCAUCUCCAAGUAGCAGCAGCUCGUCAAGCUUAGGAGGUUCAUCAACUAGUUCAAGCACCUCGUCAAGCUUCUCAUCAAACAGCAGCACCUCGGGGUCAAGUUCAGACUUCAAGUCAAGUUCAAUCAGUUCGGCCUUAGAAUACAGCAGCAGCAGCAGCAGCAGCAGCAGCAGCAGCAGCAGCAGCAGCAGCAGCACCAGCACCAGCAGCAGUAGCAGCACCAGCAGUUGUUCCAAAGAAGUCUCCGGAGUCGAC
Messenger RNA from Homarus americanus (American lobster), 5501 nucleotides. RefSeq names its product serine-rich adhesin for platelets-like. Lineage: Eukaryota; Metazoa; Arthropoda; Malacostraca; Decapoda; Nephropidae. The transcript is spliced from 10 exons. The record is from RefSeq and is a predicted model, not a curated record. The annotation marks the transcript as partial.